GGGGCGUGGCCGCUAUUCAGGGAGCUUCUCUGUCCAUCUACCCGUGGGUCCCGAUCAGCAGCUGUGGCAGCAGGGUUGGAGCUUCCACCAUGGGAUGGGAAGGAGGUGCAGACUGCACGCCGCGUCCGCCGAUACGGCCUCGCCCCGCGUCCGAGCGCCGCGUGGUCACCGUGAUCUUCCUUGGCCUACUACUGGAUCUCCUGGCCUUCACGCUGUUGCUACCUCUGCUGCCAGGGCUCCUGGAGAGCCACGGCCGCGAAAAAGACCCCCUCUAUGGCUCCUGGCAGCGUGGGGUAGACUGGUUUGCCACAGCCAUCGGGAUGCCAGCAGAGAAGAGGUACAACAGCGUCCUAUUCGGAGGUCUCAUCGGCUCAGCCUUCUCCCUUCUUCAGUUCUUCUCCGCACCGCUCACGGGAGCUGCUUCUGAUUGCCUGGGGAGGCGCCCAGUAAUGUUGCUGUCCCUGACAGGUUUGGCCAUCUCCUAUGCAGUAUGGGCUGCCUCUCGGAGUUUUUCAGCGUUCUUGGCUUCCCGGGUGAUAGGAGGCAUCAGCAAGGGGAAUGUUAGCCUCUCCACAGCCAUCGUCGCUGACCUGGGCUCACCUCCAUCCCGCAGUCAAGGCAUGGCAGUCAUCGGGGUAGCCUUCUCCCUGGCCUUCACUGUGGGCCCCAUGCUCGGAGCAUUCCUGUCUGUGGAAAUGGUGCCUUGGAUCAGCUUACUCUUUGCCGUCUCCGACAUGUUGUUCAUCUUCUGCUUCUUGCCAGAGACACUGCCCCAGGAGAAGCGGGCUCCCUCUGUCACCCUGGGCUUCCAUGCUGCUGCCAACCUGCUCAGCCCCCUGGCCCUGCUUCGUUUUGCCGCUGUCACCCACAGUCAGGAUCCACCUGCUGAGGACAGACUCAAGAGCCUACGUCGAUUGGGGCUUGUCUACUUCCUCUACCUCUUCCUGUUCUCGGGCCUGGAGUACACACUCAGCUUCCUUGCACACCAGCGUUUCCAGUUCAGCAGCCUGCAGCAGGGCAAGAUGUUUUUCUUCAUCGGCCUCACCAUGGCCACAAUACAGGGCACCUACGCCCGCCGGAUCAGCCCUGGCAAGGAAGUUGCAGCUGUGAAGCGGGCAAUGCUGCUGUUGAUACCAGCCUUUCUCCUCAUUGGCUGGGCUCAUUCACUGCCCAUGUUGGGCUUGGGACUGCUGCUCUAUUCUUUUGCUGCUGCUGUCGUGGUGCCCGGUUUGUCCACCAUGGUCUCCAGCUAUGGUUCUCCAGGGCAAAAAGGCACAAUCAUGGGCAUACUGCGGAGCCUUGGCGCCCUAGGUAGGGCAGUGGGACCUAUGGUGGCCGCCUCAGGUAAGUGGUACAGGAUAGCUCUCAAGGCUUGCUGUGAACCUCCUGCAGCCAUUCCCAGCUGCCUGCUCUGCUCAGUUCUGGCAGCUGAGGGGUAUGGGCAGGAACAGGGCUAUGAAAAACCUGGGUGAGCACCUAUCUCUCCACAGUGUACUGGCUGGCUGGGGCCCAGGUCUGCUUCACUGUGUGCUCCGGGCUCUUUUUGCUCCCUUUCUUUCUCCUGCGGACGUUGAGGCACCCAGCACCGACUUUCAAGGAGGAGUAGCUGAGCUACCGCAGCACCUUGGCUGCCAAGUCGGAACCUUGGCCAUAACCACUCUCCACUCCUAGCCCACUCCUUCCUCCAGGCCCAGGGAGGCUCACCACCCUCCCCCCCUCAGUAUGGCAUCCCAGCAGGAAGCCGGCAGCCUUGCCCUCUGUUUACUCCAAAGCCCUUUAGGCUUCUGUUUUUUAUCUGUCAUCCUUUUGAAUGACCAAUAAAGCAGCUAUUUUGUACCAAA
Arvicola amphibius (Eurasian water vole) is the source of this 1841-nucleotide messenger RNA. It is a transcript of the gene Slc75a1, whose product is annotated as major facilitator superfamily domain containing 10. Gene Ontology annotation, molecular function: transmembrane transporter activity. The record is from RefSeq and is a predicted model, not a curated record. Gene Ontology annotation, biological process: transmembrane transport. The transcript is spliced from 12 exons. Gene Ontology annotation, cellular component: brush border membrane. Lineage: Eukaryota; Metazoa; Chordata; Mammalia; Rodentia; Cricetidae. The coding region runs from base 90 to 1472 and encodes 460 amino acids.